Molecule: messenger RNA, 300 nt
Organism: Hippopotamus amphibius kiboko
Lineage: Eukaryota; Metazoa; Chordata; Mammalia; Artiodactyla; Hippopotamidae
Product: protein PIP-1
Exons: 3
Coding region: 1-300 (99 amino acids)
Source: RefSeq, a predicted model, not a curated record
AUGGGUAAGUGCCUCCUGCUGCUGCUGGUGGUCCUGUCCUCACUGCUGGGAUUCCUGCAAGCUCUGGAAUGUUUCCAGUGUCACCGAGUCAAUGCCAGUGGGAUUUGCGAGACUGGGAAACACUUCUGCCAGACUCAAGGCAGCCAGCAGUGCUUCCUCAGGAAGGUCUAUGAAGGUGACACUGUUUCCUAUGGAUACCAGGGUUGCAGCAGUGUGUGUAUUCCUAUGAAGCUCUUUAAACCCAGUGUUUCUGUGGAAUUUAGAUGCUGCCAUGACUCACCUCUCUGCAACAAGUUCUAA